ACUCUCACUGGGAGGGGGUGGUGGUUUGGUGGUGAUGGUGUGAUUCUCUGUUCUUCAGCACCCUUUUGUCUCUGAUCGCUCCAGUAGAUGGAGAGACCGGCGUCAGUCUGUGCGUCUCUCUCUGGUGACGGGAGCGUUUCCGCGGGGGGUGCUCAGUCCUUUUCAUUGUAACACUUCAAGAGCGUUAUACAGCUCUAUUUGUGGAGUUACAUUCAUUUCAUGUGAUUGAAGUCCCAUCAGGGAGUCCAGAUCAGAUCGGCUGUUUCUGCGCCAGAGGCACCGGAGCUCCUGCGCUUCGGUUCGGCUCCUCUCAGCGGAUCUUUGCUGAUUUUAACAAUUCAUUCAGCCGGACAGGACUGACACUUUGAGGUCUGACAACUCGAACAACUCCAGGAGCAGGAUGUCGUGUCUCGAUGUCGGUGGGCUGCAGGUUUUAGCAGUUCUGCUUGUGUUCUGCACUGGCUGUGGUCUGACUCAAGCAGAGACUCUUGUGACCGUCCGAAGAGUUACCCGCCCGUCUCUGCGACACCCGUUAGCGGGCACCGUCCUCCUCCCGUGUGUGUUCACCCUGUCGCCGGGCCUCUCGCCAGGUCACGGCCCUUACAUCCACUGGACCCGUCGCUCAGGAGACCAGGAGAGGACAGUCCUGUCCGCCCGGGACGGGGUGGUGAGGGUGCACCAGGCCUACGCAGGACGGGUCAGUUUGCCGGGUUACUCCGCCAACCCGCUGAACGCAUCACUGGCACUCUCGCAGCUCCGCUCCAAUGAUUCCGGGACUUUCCGAUGUCAUGUCGCACUGGGAGACAAUUAUGAGCAGGAUACAGUCAACCUGGAGAUCACAGGUGUGGUGUUUCACUACCGUACGGCGGCAGACCGGUAUUCUCUCUCCUUUGUGGACUCCGUUCAAGCAUGUGAGCAGAAUUCGGCUCAAAUUGCCACUCCAGAGCAGCUGUGGGCAGCGUUUCACUCGGGCAUGAACAGCUGCGCGGCCGGCUGGCUCAAAGAUCAGACCGUCAGGUACCCCAUCCAGAGACCAGAGCUCGGUUGCUAUGGACACACAGAGUACUCUCGUGGAGUGAGGAACUAUGGGAAACGCGAUCCUGCCGAAUUGUUCGAUGUGUACUGUUUCGCCAGCGACAUGGAAGGUGAAGUGUUCAUCGCCGCUGUCCCUGACAAGCUGACUCAUCCUGAGGCCUCGGCUCACUGCGUGUCGCUGGGCGCUCAGCUGGCGACCGUCGGGCAGCUCUAUCUGGCCUGGCGGUCUGGACUAGACCGCUGUGAGCCCGGCUGGCUGGCUGAUGGCAGCGUGAGAUAUUCUGUCAACACACCACGGUCAGAGUGUGCGGGACGAGAACCAGGUGUCCGAACGGUUUCACCAGUGGAGCUGAGCAACGGAACGGCACGCUUUGAUGCUUUCUGCCAUCAAGCAAAGAAACCACAAAAGGCUCUGACGAGCAUUGUGAAAUCUUUGCUGCUGCCGUGGAGGUACAUGACUGGAGACAAUGGCGACAGUUCAGAGAAAAUCGAGAAUACGUCGAAAUCUUCUUCUGACUCCCGCACAUCCACUGGAGUUCAGGGCCUGUCGGACCUUCAACUCUCUAACUGGACCGGUCAGGUGGAUUUGGACAAAGAACCGCACGUGACCUCUGAACCCGCUGAGCUGACAGACGAAUAUCUGACAGUCCUACUCCGAGCUGGAGACACGGCUCUGGACUGGAGCGGCCUGCUGGACUCGUUCCCAGACAUCGAACAGGCGGUCCCUGCCCCGGGGUCAGACUUCACCACCGAGAGUCCCGGCGGUUCAGCCAAAGAAGAAGAGGAUGAAGACGAAGGUCUAUCGGGUCAGUCGGUCUCUCCAGCAGCUUCAGAGGUGCCGCAGGGACAGAGUAAGAGUCCCCUUACAAACAUUGUCAGCUCAUUGUGGAAACCUUGGAGCUAUCUGACAGGAAGUGAGGCAGAGACGACCCCUAAAAGCGUCGUGACCACCGAGACACCUGUGACGGACAUCAAAUCAACAGCAGCUCCUGGAUCAGGGAUGAUGUCAUGGUGGGGCCGCUCGUGGUUGUCCGGUCCAUCAUCAGUCACUGAUGAAUUAAUCCCCUCCAAUCCGCCCGUGAGCUCGACAGCACCAACAAAAUUCCCGUUAACUGUCACCAGAGAUGAAUUAAGCGACAGUCGACCCAGUAGACCUAGACAGACCAUCCUAGUGACAACGGGAGAUUGGGUCGAAGUGACAAAAACUCCCGAGCAGAAAGCGAGGACCACUGACGUCAACGUUACGACAAAGAGAAAAGUCGGGGCUGUAUCACCCGAGCAGUUGCAAAGAUUGUCCAUAUCAGAGAACUUCUCUGGAGAGAACCAAGCUCCAGACAUGGAGGGCAGCACUUGCUGCGAUACAUACCUGUUGUCAGGUACCACGUCCCAAACGCCACACACAGUCCCAACAAGCACCGGUUCGUUCACAACCGCACUUAGCCAAGACGAUGGCGCGGAAGAGGCGCGUGGAGAAAUUCAGUACAGGCGAAGAAACAAACCCAAGAGGCUCAACCAAAGUACCACAGACAUGACGACAACAGUCGCCAAGAGCAAAACAACACCAUCACAAUCUUCUAGCACUACUAUCUCAGGUACGGCCAUCUCGACGUCUGCAGACGAGUCUCAAACGUCAAGCUUUGGAACGACGGCGCCCAGCAUCACAGAGCGAGAUCUGACCAGCGCUGAGGUGAUCAGGGAAAACCGUUCCAGUGGAUCAGAAGCGGGCGACAGAUGCAGCUGUCUGCAUGGAGGAACGUGUCUUCCACAUGGAGAGGGUUUCCGAUGCUUCUGCCCGCAGGGAUACGCUGGAGAGAGCUGUGAAAUCGAUGUUGACGACUGUCAGUCCAACCCGUGUGAGAACGGAGGCACCUGCAUUGAUAAAGAAGACAUGUUCAUGUGUGUGUGUUUGCCCAGCUACAGCGGAGACAGAUGUGAGAGAGACACGGAGGGUUGUGAACACGGUUGGAAGAAGUUUCACGGUCACUGCUACAGACUGUUUCCACGGCGACACACCUGGGAGGAUGCUGAGAAGGACUGCAGGGAGCACAGCAGUCACCUGACCAGUGCCUCUUCCUCCAUGGAGCAGGACUUCCUCAACGGUUUGGGUAAUGAGAACGUUUGGAUUGGGCUGAAUGAUCGUACAGUAGAAGAGGAUUUCCAAUGGACAGAUGCAUCAGACGUGGUGUAUGAAAAUUGGCGCGAGAAUCAGCCGGAUAAUUUCUUCGCAGGCGGCGAGGACUGCGUGGUGAUGAUCUCCAGAGAAGACGGCAAGUGGAACGACGUGCCCUGCAACUAUAAUCUACCGUACAUCUGCAAGAAAGGAACGGUCAUGUGCGGCACGCCGCCUGCCGUAGACAACGCCUACCCAGUGGGUCGCAAAAGGUCACACUAUGACAUCCACGCAGUGGUACGAUACCAGUGUGACGACGGGUUCUUCCAGCGACACAUACCGACCGUCCACUGCCGACCCAAUGGAACCUGGGAGCGACCCAAGAUCAUCUGCACCAAGUCACGAAGAUCUCACCGCUACCGUUGGCAACACCAUAGAUCCCGCCGCGAGCAUCGAAGACACCGCCGACAUGGGCACAGAGGGCGGGAGUGAGAGUUUCUGUGACACCGAGACACCAGUUUCUGCGCUUUCACAGUCCGAAAGUUCAAAAACAGACCCUGAAGGACAAAAACAAUCACUCACAUCACCUUCUCUUUGUACAAAUGUUUUCGUUUCCUUCAAACCUUAAUUUUUACUGCUGUUGAUUUAGGAUUCAGUAACCCAGUUUGAUCACGUUGGAGAGAACUUUCUUAACUAACAAUAUCUACAGUCCUCAGUUGGACCCCAUAACUUAAUUCACAGAUGGUUUUUACAUGCAGACUGACUCUAUGAUAUGUGAGUCUGUUAAUACGUGCAGUCUGCAGUUAUGGAGGACAUGGCUGAUUGGCAUUUAUAGGAUAGUUGGAUUGAUUUAAACAGCAGUUGAGAGUUAUUGUAGGUAAUGCAUUGUAUUUGUUUAGCUUUAGAUAUUUUGAUUUAUGUAAUGCUUUGAUAUGUAAUGAAUGUGGUCCAGAUUCCCUGAAAUUAAAGAACUAAUGCCCUUCAUGUGCUUGCCAGCUUCUAUCCCAAAACAGGAGUUGUGGGAAAUUGGAAUGGAAAUUUGCGGAUGUGAAUUGUGGUCAUUUUGUCCACUCAAGUACUUGACAGAUAAAAAGCAGAGCUCUGGAGUCGACAGCUAAACUAUGUUUAAAUUAUUGGUAUUUGUAAAAACGCAAACGUCUUUGGCUUUGGCCACGUCUACACUAACGCAUUUGUGUUUGAAAAUGCAUUAAUUUCGCUACAUUUUGGCUACACUGAGACGGCGCCAGAGGUCCUGGACAUCUUGUUCAUGUACAUGGCAUCAUGGACUCUAUCGUAUACCAACAGAUAAAAAAUCGAAACCUGACUGCCUCUGCCAGAAAGCUUAAAACGGGCACUGGUUGGAUAUUCCAGCUGGACAAUGAUCCAAAACACACAUCAAAAUCAACACAAAAAAUUGUUCACUGACCAAUAAAAUCAAGGUUCGUCACUUCUCACCGGAGCUUACGCUACGCCUACGUCAUACGCCGGAACACGACAUUCUUGUCGGCACGGUCGGCCAUUACUGGAAGCCAGCGAUUGUAGUUUAUAAUGUUAUAAAUAUGGAUAUUUUUCUUACAAAAAAUCUAGAGGUCUAGCAAACUAGAUGCAAACUUUCCACUCAUUAUUUUCACAUGCAAAACAGCUUGUGAUUUGCUGCAAAUGUUUGCCAGAAGUUUGCAGCUUUUCACCAGUGGUGGGUACCUGCAGCAAACCUUUGGCGACAAUGGACAAUUCGGCAAUUAAGAGUUUUCCAUAAAGCUCAUUUGCAUGUGAAAUAUUUAGUGACGAACUUGCGGAAAGUUUGCAUAAAAUUUGCCAAAACUCUCGAUUCUUUUAAGGGCGCUUGCCCAAGUAGAUCCAUUGUAAAUCACUGUCAUCGCAUUGUAGUGUGGUUGGGGGAAACAGAGAUGUUCGAAAACAAUUUUUUCGUGUGACGCAGUCUUAUAAAAAAUCUAGAGGUCUGGCGAACUUUCUGCAAACUAGCCAAAGAUGUACGGCUAUUUUGCCAAUCGUUAUUUUCACAUGCAAACCUUGACGCAAAGGUUUGCCAGAAGUUUGCAGGAAACUUUUGGCAACAAUGGACAAUUCGCUGCUACCGACAAACACUUCUGUGGCAAACCUGUAGCACAUUAAAGAGUUUGCCGCAAAGCUGAUUUGCAUGUGAAAAUAAUCUGUGGCGAACUUUGCCAGAACUCUCUAUUUUUGUAAGGGUUAACCCCAAAAAUACCAACAUGGCGGCUCAAGUUGUAGAGGCUUUGUUGUGCCUGUUAUCCACUUUGAUGCCGUUGUUAAAGAUAAAUGUUACCUCGAGUACAACCUUCACAUUGCAUUUCUUCAAAGGCGGAAACACGAGGACAAUUGCGUUUCCGACCGUACAUGGAAAUGAUGGAAAACCUUGAAAACGUCAGUCUGGACAGAGAGCACUUUGAAAACGAAAACGGCAUUUUCGAAUUUAUCCGGAUUGAUUCGGACGUAGCCUGAUAGUCAACAUGUUGACACAAAUCGGAUGAAUUUUACAUUUACAUUUAUGCAUUUGGCAGACGCUUUUAUCCAAAGCGACUUACAGUGCACUUAUUAUAGGGACAAUCCCCCCAGAGCAACCUGGAGUUAAGUGCCUUACUCAAGGACACAAUGGUGGUGGCUGUGGGGAUUGAACCAGCAACCUUCUGAUUACCAGUUAUGUGUUUUAGCCCACUCCGCCACCACCACUGGAUCACCACUUUUAUUGCAAGGCUGCAACCUAAAUGAUGCCACAACCAAUCACAAUAUUAAAAAUUAGCCCCAUUUUCUCACUGCUUUUUUGCAUCUAGCAUCAUGAGCAUUUUUUUUUAAGAUAGUGUGUCAAGUUAAAUCAUUAAAAAUAGCACCUGGAUUGGAAAUCACCAUGUUGAUGCAAUCCGAUGAAUUUUAAUGCUAAUCCGUAACCUAAAUGAUGUCAUUAACCAAUCACAAAAUAAAAAAUGAGGCCCUUUUGGGCACAUUUCUGUAUAGUUGUUACUGGAUUUCAGUCAGUGUUUUGAAGUCACAAACCCGUUAGAUCAUCGCUGUCAUUGUCGAGUACUUGGGUACAUGUGUCCAUACCUAAUAUUUAUAAACAAUCACUACACUCUGCGUUCUCUGUGCCAUAUAAUAAGUUACAUUUUGAUGAAUUUAUUUUGCAUGUGUUUGCUAAAGAGUUUAGUGUGUUUCCAAAUCUCUAGAAGUACUAAUUGCUGAGUUGACUAAAACUAGUGGUUUUGAGUCGAGCGGCUGCCCUGUCUGAUUUGAGCUCAUUUGUGUGUUGGGUCGCUCAAAUGAUCUCUGUAACGUUCUACACAUCAAACAGAGAUACUAAGAGGUGCUUGUCAUUAAAACAUCCCACUAUCAUCUCUGUGAUCUGUACAAUUCCACAUGAAUCAUAAUUGUUUACGAGAGUCUGUUUGAGUGAUUCAGAAGGUGUUUGUUUCCUGAGCAUAUGUUUCUGAUUCUCAUGCCCUCUGAAAACAUCCACGGGAUGAAUGUCGACGCUCCUGCUGUUUUUGGCUCCGAGGAUCUUCAGCGUUCAUUAGCAAACCCUGUUGAGGUGUGAAUCUGUAGGAUUUUGAGAUGGUUGCAUUUUACACGUAACAGCUUGAAGUGAUUAAAUGUGUCCUCACCAUGUGUGUAUCACAAGCCCUUUCAAAUGUAGGAUAUGAAUUAUAGAUAUCUACUUUUACAUUUUUACUAGUUUAAAGUGGAAUUACUACGAGUGAAAAUGCUCAAUGAUAUGGGUUAGUUUUGCACUAGUGGCAUUAGACAUCAUUACUCGCAGAAAAACCCAAAAAUGCUAUUUUACCUAAUAAAAGCGUCAUUUUGAUCUGCAUUUUCACUUGUAGAAUUUUACAAUGCUCUGUCAUUCACUCCUCUUCAAAACGCAGUUACAGAGACUGUAUCUAUAAUUAAUGACAUUCCAAAUAUAAAAAUCAUCUGUGUAUUUAUGUACUUAAGAUAGUUUCUGUCAUUUACUGUCGUUUCUAUCACGUUGAUGUAAUUUCAAGUGUUUGUUUUCAAAAUAAGUUUGUUUUUAGUUAUUUGAUGCUAUAAAAACGCUGCUGUGACAUCAUGAUUGACAGCUGUGAUUGACAGGUUCUCUGAGCGAAGUAGUCACUGAAGCACCAACUGACUUUUUUUCGGGAUCUUCGGAGGACUGAGGAGAUUGGAGCUUUAAAUUUAAUAUCUAAAUUUCUAUAAUUAAUUAUUUCACACCGUCUUAAGUCAAAAGGGGCAUUUCCUUGCGAAUGAUUCGGCGAGAGUGAGGGCGGAGCCUUGAUUUUGCGGCUUUACUACUGCGCAGGUCUGGUCCCAAGAUGUCAGCGCCAUAUCGGGACACUGGCGGCUUCAGUUCUCACCAAUGGAAAAGAGCGAAGGGGCGUCGUCCAUCUUUUUUCAGUCUAUGGUAAAAACUGUCAUUUGGAAAAUCAGUAAUUACAUUUACAUUUAUGCAUUUGACAGACGCUUUUAUCUAAAGCAACUUACAGUGCACUUAUUACAGGGACAAUCCCCCCGGAGCAACCUGGAGUUAAGUGUCUUACUCAAGGACACAAUGGUGGUGGCUGUGGGGUUCGAACCAGCGACCUUCUGAUUAAAAGCCCUGUGCUUUAGCCCACUACGCCACCACCACUCCACUACUAGUAACAAUUAUUGUUAUCAAAACAUUUAAUUAUGUCAACAAUAAACUAUAAUUCAUAUCUGCCACGUGAUUAAAUAUCAAAGGGCUUGUGAGUGUGUGUGUUUCAGAUGUUUACUAGAUAAAGAUGAUACUCAUUAACUAUUUCACAACAACACACACACAGUAUGUUUGACGCAGAAUAACCCAGUAUAUUUUGUAAUGUCUAUUUACUCUGUCUACACUGUCACACAAAUAUGUUUGUUUAUAACAUGUAUUCAUUAGUAAACAUGGUGUUUGAUAAAGGCAAAUAAUCCGUAAAAUAAUCGAAUUGAUCAACUCUCAGAAAAUGAACUUUCAGCUGUGUGUGUAUAAAUUGCGGUGAAGUUUGAAGUCUGUGUCCUUUUGUUUUAUUCAUA
Molecule: messenger RNA, 8188 nt
Organism: Xyrauchen texanus (razorback sucker)
Lineage: Eukaryota; Metazoa; Chordata; Actinopteri; Cypriniformes; Catostomidae
Product: neurocan core protein-like
Exons: 16
Coding region: 401-3637 (1078 amino acids)
Biological process (GO): cell adhesion
Molecular function (GO): hyaluronic acid binding; calcium ion binding
Source: RefSeq, a predicted model, not a curated record